Messenger RNA from Acanthochromis polyacanthus (spiny chromis), 6500 nucleotides. Its product is annotated as NACHT, LRR and PYD domains-containing protein 12-like. Gene Ontology annotation, molecular function: protein binding. Bases 1204 to 5376 code for a protein of 1390 amino acids. Lineage: Eukaryota; Metazoa; Chordata; Actinopteri; Pomacentridae. The transcript has 15 exons. The record is from RefSeq and is a predicted model, not a curated record.
UGAAUGAAUGAAUGAAUGAAUGAGUGGGUCGGUGUGUCAACAGAAUGCUGUUAAAGUCCAGUUUGAAGCCUUUAAAGCAGAAGAACUAAACUAAGCUGCUUCCUGUGAUCCAGUAAAGUUUUUAUGAUACAACCUGCUGCGCAGUUCUGAAAGUUCAGUUGAAAUCAUCUUUUUACUGCAGUGUCCACAGAUUUCAUAUUAAAGUAUUCUGUGUGUUUAGUUUUCUAUUAUUGUGACCUGCAGCUACACCUGGUUCACAAAAAAAUCACCAGCUGACUUCUGGAUUAUCUUUUUGUUUUUAUUUAUUGUUAAUGGGCUCAAAGAUUAAUCUUUAAAUGACUCCUUAGUUUUCCUUCAUAUUAUCAGAACUUAUUCCAUCUGCUUGUCCAACAUUCCAGAUCCUGAAUCAGUGGUUAGAAAUCAGAGUAAAGUGGGUGGACGGUCAGUUUGUGGCUGCUGGAGGAAGCAGUGUGUUGAUCAGAAGCUGCAGUUUGUGACUCUGCUGCUCCUUCAGUCAGGUUUUAAUUAGACUCAGUCCAUUUGUUGGUCUUUAACAUUAAAAAGGUUGAAUGUUGAAAUAAUCAGCCACAUGAAAUCAGUCAGAAUCAGCCUGUAAAAUGUGCUCUUAUUGUGAAACUCUGCCUGCUGCUUCCUCAUAGGUGGAGUCCUGACUGGUUCCAGUUAACAGUUCAUUGUUUCUGAGCAUCCAGGAGUGGACUGGAAACUUUCUUCUUCUUCUUCUUCUUCAGAGCUUUGAAUAAAGUGUAAGUUUGCUUUGUUUGCUGCUUUAACUUCAGUAAUGUUGCUGUUUGUUUCUGCUCUGUCAUGUUUCUACAUGUUCACUUCUUAUUUCACCACAGACUCUGGAUCACUGCUGUUUAAACGUGGAUCAGUAUGAUUAUUAGGUUAUUGAUUGACUGUAAUCAGUCAAUAUUUCUAUUAGAUUAUUGAUUGACUUCAGUCAGUUUGAUCAGCUGCUGAUGUUUCUUUGUUUCUUCAGAAUAUAAACUGCGUCAUGUCUUCUUUACUUUCGGUUUCUCUGUGAGUCUCUGCAGCUCCAUGACUCCAUCUGCUGGACUGAUAGCAGAAGUGCAGCAGCUGAUCUUCUCCAGGAAGUGACGGCAGCCUGCAGACACAGAGGAGGAUUUUCUCUCAGACCUGGUCCACACAGCAGAGAGCUGCAGAGGAAGAAGCUGAGGAGCCAUGAUGACGGCUGAGGACCUCAAAAAGAUCCUGGAUGAUCUGAGUAGAUCUGAACUGCAUACAUUCCAGUGGUUCCUGCAGAAGACCAACAAUGUUCAAGACCUCCCAGCCAUCAAAAAGAGCCAACUACAGACAACAGACAGUUGUAAAACUGUGGAUGUGAUGGUGCGGACUUAUGGACUUCAGAGAGCUGUACAGGUGACCAGGGUGGUUUUAGAGAAGAUCCACAGGAAUGAUCUGCUGCAGAGUUUACCUGCCAGCAGCUCAGGACCAGAAGUGAAUGUCAGUGAUGUUGGAGAGACUUCAGGGAACAGAGACUCUUCCUCCUCUCAGACUCAGCCUCCUCUUCCUCAGACUGAAGAUCAGACUGUUAAGGUACCAGAACCACGUCCCAUCACAUAUUACCAACAGAAGCUUCAGUCGAACUUCCAGGACUCGUUUCUGGUUACAACAGAGGGGUGGGCAGCAGAUAAGCAACUUCUGGUUGAUAUCUACACUGAGCUGUACAUCAUUGCUGGCCGAGACGUGCACGACAACACACAGCAUGAGGUCCUACAGAUUGACAAGGUGUGGAAGCCAUCAGACACAGAGACACGGAUCGAACCCAGAGACAUUUUCAAGCAUCCUUCUGGAAAAGACAUACCCAUCAGAACAGUGCUGACCAAUGGGAUUGCAGGGAUUGGAAAAACAUUCCUCAUGCGCAAGUUUGUGUUGGACUGGGCUGAAGGAAGAACCAAUCAAGACGUGCAUCUUAUUUUCCCGUUCACUUUCCGUGCCUUGAAUUCACUGCAGGGAAAAAAGUUUCGUUUGGCAGAGCUCAUUCAUUUCUGUAUCCCAGAAACUGAAGACAUCACAGAGGAGGCUCUGAAUUACAUCUUUACAGCUCUGCAGUCAUCAGGAAACAGCAGCUACAAGAAGAGCAGAUUCAAACUGCUGUUUGUGUUUGACGGACUGGAUAUGAAUCGCCUUCAUCUGGACUUUCAUGACAACAUUCGCUCCAUUGACAUAACAAAGUCAAUUAAAAUCGAAGUCCUGCUGAGGGAACUUAUCAGUGGAAACCUGCUGCGCUCAGCUUGCCUCUGGAUAACCACACGGCCUGCAGCAGCCAAUCAGAUCCCUCCUCACUAUGUGGACAUGGAGACAGAGGUCAGAGGGUUCACCGACCCACAGAAGGAGGAGUACUUCAGGAAGAGAUUCAGAGAUGAGAAGCAGGCCAUCAGCAUCAUCUCCCACAUGAAGAAGUCACGAAGCCUCCACAUCAUGUGCCACAUCCCAGUGUUCUGCAGGAUCACUGCUACAGUUCUGGAGGAGCUGCUGAGAAGCAGAGAGGGAGGAGAUCUGCCCAGAACCCUGACUGAGAUGUAUGCAGAGUUUCUAAGAUUUCAGAUUAAUCACACAAAAGAAAAGUACGGUCCAGAGACGUGCAUUCGGUACAUUAACUCAUUAGCCAAACUGGCUUUUGAACAACUGCAAAAGGGCAAUUUGAUCUUUUAUGAGAAAGAUCUGAGUGAAAGUGGCAUCGAUGUGAUUGAAGCCUCAGUGUACUCAGGAGUGUUCACAGAGAUCUUCAAAGCAGAGCGAAGACAGAAACAGGAAGACAAGACGUUCAGCUUCAUCCAUCUGAGCGUUCAGGAGUUUCUGGCUGCUCUUCAUGUCCAUCAGACCUUCAUCACCUCUGGAAUCAACCUGCUGGAGGAAGAACAACAAACAACAUCCUGGUGGUCUAUACUGUUCAGAAAGAAACUUGAUCCAACAACAGUGUUCUACCAGAGAGCUGUGGACGAGGCCUUACAGAGUCCAAACGGACACCUGGACUUGUUCCUGCGCUUCCUCCUGGGUCUGUCACUAACAUCCAAUCAGAACAAAUUACAGGAUCUGCUGAGAACAUCAGACAGGAGCUCACAGACCAAUCAGAAAACAGUAGAGUACAUCAAGAAGAAGAUCACUGAGGAUGUGUCUGCAGAGAGAAGCAUCAAUCUGUUCCACUGUCUGUAUGAACUGAAGGAUGUUUCUCUCAUGGAGGAGGUCCAACAGUCCCUGAGAUCAGGACAUCUGUCCACAGAUAAACUGUCUCCUGCUCAGUGGUCAGCUCUGGGCUUCAUUUUACUCUCAUCAGGAGAAGAUCUGGACGUGUUUGACCUGAAGAAAUACUCUGCUUCAGAGGAUGUUCUUCUGAGGCUGCUGCCAGUGGUCAAAGCCUCCAAGAAAGUUCUACUGAGUGACUGUAAUCUGUCAGAGAGAAGCUGUGGAGCUCUGUCCUCAGUCCUCAGCUCCCAGUCCUCCAGUGUGACAGAGCUGGACCUGACUAACAACAACCUGCAGGAUUCAGGAGUGGAGAGUCUUUCUGCUGGACUGGAGAGUCCACAUUGUAAACUGGAAGCUCUCAGACUGAGUGGCUGUAAUCUGUCAGAGAGAAGCUGUGGAGCUCUGUCCUCAGUCCUCAGCUCCCAGUCCUCCAGUGUGACAGAGCUGGACCUGACUAACAACAACCUGCAGGAUUCAGGAGUGGAGAGACUUUCUGCUGGACUGGAGAGUCCACACUGUAAACUGGAAGCUAUCAGACUGAGUGGCUGUAAUCUGUCAGAGAGAAGCUGUGGAGCUCUGUCCUCAGUCCUCAGCUCCCAGUCCUCCAGUGUGACAGAGCUGGACCUGACUAACAAUAACCUGCAGGAUUCAGGAGUGGAGAGUCUUUCUGUUGGUCUGGAGAGCCCACACUGUAAACUGGAAGCUCUCAGACUGAGUGGCUGUAAUCUGUCAGAGAGAAGCUGUGGAGCUCUGUCCUCAGUCCUCAGCUCCCAGUCCUCCAGUGUGACAGAGCUGGACCUGACUAACAACAACCUGCAGGAUUCAGGAGUGGAGAGUCUUUCUGUUGGACUGGAGAGUCCACACUGUAAACUGGAAGCUCUCAGACUGAGUGGCUGUAAUCUGUCAGAGAGAAGCUGUGGAGCUCUGUCCUCAGUCCUCAGCUCCCAGUCCUCCAGUGUGACAGAGCUGGACCUGACUAACAACAACCUGCAGGAUUCAGGAGUGGAGAGACUUUCUGUUGGUCUGGAGAGUCCACACUGUAAACUGGAAGCUCUCAGACUGAGUGGCUGUAAUCUGUCAGAGAGAAGCUGUGGAGCUCUGUUCUCAGUCCUCAGCUCCCAGUCCUCCAGUGUGACAGAGCUGGACCUGACUAACAACAACCUGCAGGAUUCAGGAGUGGAGAGACUUUCUGUUGGUCUGGAGAGCCCACACUGUAAACUGGAAGCUCUCAGACUGAGUGGCUGUAAUCUGUCAGAGAGAAGCUGUGGAGCUCUGUCCUCAGUCCUCAGCUCCCAGUCCUCCAGUGUGACAGAGCUGGACCUGACUAACAAUAACCUGCAGGAUUCAGGAGUGGAGAGUCUUUCUGUUGGUCUGGAGAGUCCACACUGUAAACUGGAAGCUCUCAGGCUGUCAGGCUGUCUGGUCACAGAGGAAGGCUGUGCUUCUCUGGCCUCAGCUCUGAGCUUCAAGACCUCAAAUCUGAGAGAGCUGGACCUGAGCUACAACCAUCCAGGAGACUCAGGAGAGGAGAUGCUGAGAGCUAAAGUGGAGGAUCCACACUGUAGACUGGAAAUUCUCAGGGUGACGCCUGCAGGAGUCCCAUGGUUGACACCAGGUCUGAGGAAGUAUUCCUGUCAACUCACAGUCGACAAAAACACAGUAAACCGAGGACUGAAACUGUCUGACAAGAACAGGAAGGUGACAGCUGUGGAGGAGGUUCAGUUGUAUCCUGAUCAUCCAGACAGGUUUGACUGGUGGCAGCUGCUGUGUAGAACUGGUCUGACUGGUCGCUGUUACUGGGAGGUGGAGUGGAGAGAAAUGGUUCAUAUUUCAGUGAGUUACAGAGGAAUCAGAAGGAAAGGAAACAGUGAUGACUGUCAGUUUGGAUGUAAUGAUCAGUCCUGGAGUCUGAUCUGCUCUGAUGAUGGUUACUCUUUCUGGCACAAGAACAGUCUAACAUCCAUCAGGUCCUCCUCAGUCUCUGACAGAGUUUCAGUUUAUGUGGACGUUGAUGCUGGAACUCUGUCCUUCUACAGAGUCUCCUCUGACUCUCUGAUCCACCUCCACACCUUCAACACCACAUUCACUGAAACUCUGUAUCCUGGAUUUGGGUUCUGGUAUCCUGGUUCCUCAGUGUUUCUGUGCUGAGUUGAGUCUCCAGAGUCUCCUCCUGGUACAGAAACAUUGUUGAACAGAUAGAUGAGUCUCUCCAUGACUCUGUCCCUCACAAACAUGUUUUCACAUUCAUGGAUUAAAUGUGUUUCUUUGUCAAAUCCUUCUAAAUGAUUCCUUGUAAACUUGUUCCUCUUUAAAGAUGGAAGUUGUGAUUAUUCCAGGAGCCAAAUGUGGUGUUUGGGUGUUUUUCCAGUCAAAUGUUGAGAGUGAAAAUCAGGAUGUGGUGUUCCUCUGACGCUCACUUGAACUAAAAGCAUUUGAGCUGCACAAAGUGUGAAAUCAGAGAGGAAGCAGUGAAUCUACAAACUGCUGACAGACUUUCACACAUUAUUGUCCAGAGAAAAUCAGGUUUUUGUGCAGCCACACUUGAUCCUGGUUUCAGCAGACUGACCUGUUUAUGUGGAUUAAGUUCAUUUUUAUUUGCUUUUCAUGAAUUUCUUAUUCAACAGAGAUGAUUAUUUUAAUGUCUCAGUGAAUAAUUUUGAAACAAAAAAACUCUGUAUGUGUGGAUUUUUUUUUAUCUCUGUACUUAGUUUUAAUAAUUUGUUUGUUUAAUAUUUAAUUUUGGAUUUCUUAAUGUUUCCUUGAAGCCCAAAUUUCAGCAUCAGUAUUUUUGUCGUGUUGAUGUCAGUAAAUCUCAGCUUCAGUAGAAAGUCUUGGUUUGGUGGAACUCUGUCCAUCACACACUGCCACAACUUUUCUGGAUAUUUUUAAAGUUUGAAUUUCCUUCAUUUCUUUUCAUUCCUUCUAUGUAAAUUCCUUUUUUUUUUUUGUCUGAUGUGGUGAGUCAGUUCAGGUGGUCAGGAUUACUACACAGAUGUGGAAAUGUAUGUACAUUACAAAUAACUUGUAGAUACUGACAGUUUCUACUAAGUGUACUGUGAAAUAUGCAAAUAUUUUUCAGUGCUGUGUGACAUUUUUUCCUUUGUAGAUCCACUGUGAUCUUUAAGUUGUCAUGCUCAUGUGUAAAUGAAACUGAAGCAUAAUUUUGUUGAAUCUUGUUUAACUCAGAUUUCAGGCUGUUCAUAAAAUAUUUUAUAAAAGGAGAGUUCAAUAAAUGUGAACAUUUGAAAAAAAAAAAGUGUUUUCUGUAUUUC